Messenger RNA from Colletotrichum higginsianum IMI 349063, 1848 nucleotides. Its product is annotated as FAD binding domain-containing protein. Gene Ontology annotation, biological process: lactate catabolic process. The transcript is spliced from 4 exons. Gene Ontology annotation, molecular function: D-lactate dehydrogenase (NAD+) activity; D-lactate dehydrogenase (cytochrome) activity; FAD binding. Bases 1 to 1848 code for a protein of 615 amino acids. Gene Ontology annotation, cellular component: mitochondrion. The record is from RefSeq and is a predicted model, not a curated record. NCBI's taxonomy places the organism in Eukaryota, Fungi, Ascomycota, Sordariomycetes, Glomerellales, Glomerellaceae.
AUGGCACCCGGUGUCUAUACCACCACCACCACCAGCACGGAGAGUGACUCCUAUCCCUCACAGGGUUCGGCGCCCGCCCCGCGGUUCCUCCCUCCCGGCACCUCGGUCGAAAAGUUCCAAGAGUUCGCAGCCAGCCUCCGGCAGGCGGUAGGAAAAGAAAACCUGCAGAUCAUCACCCAGGACACGGCGCUGGAAGAUGGCGACUACCUCACGGUCGACUGCCAGACGCACGACAUGCACCACCUGUACGACAGGGAGGAGUUCGUCGGCAGCGUCCUCGUCCACCCGCGGAACGUGGCCGACAUCCAGGCCGUGGUCAAGCUGUGCAACGAGUUCCUCGUCCCCGUGUGGACCUUCAGCAAGGGCCACAACAUCGGCUACGGCGGCGCCGCCCCCAGGGUCUCGGGGAGCCUGGUCAUGAACCUGGGCACGCACAUGAACCGCAUCCUCGAGGUCAACGCCGAGGACUGCUACUGCCUCGUCGAGCCCGGCGUGACCUAUCUCCAGAUGCAGAAGUACCUCGACGACAACGGCCUGCGCGACAAGGUCUGGCUGGACUCGCCCGAGCUCGGCUACGGCUCCAUGAUCGGCAACGCGCUGGACCACGGCGUCGGCUUCACCCCCUACGGCGACCACUGGAUGAUGCACUGCGGCAUGGAGGUCAUCCUCGCCAACGGCGAGGUCGUCCGCACGGGCAUGGGCGCCAUGCAGAGCCCCGAGGGCCGGAAGCAGGCUGCCCAGGGCGUGCCUCCUCAGGACCAGCACCAGAACGAGUGCUGGCAGCUUUUCCCCUACGGCUUCGGCCCCAUCAACGACGGCAUCUUCUCUCAGAGCAACAACGCCAUCGUCACCAAGAUGGGCAUGUGGCUUAUGCCUGCCGCGCCUGGCAUCACCCCGUUCAUGGUGACGUACGAGAGGGAUGAGGAUCUCGAGGCUGUUGUCGACAUCAUCCGUCCCCUUCGUGUUGUGAGUAACUGGCCUCUCCGGACACCCUCUGCAUCUCUGCCGCGGUCGAGUCGUUUGCUAACAUGCUUUGACAAGAACAUGGUCCUCCAAAACGCUGCUAGCCUCCGCCACAUCUCGCUUGAUGCAUCGCACUAUCACCCCAGAACGGAGUACACCGACAACCCCGACAUGCCCCUCACGGAGGAGCAGCUGGACGCGGCGGCCAAGAAGGUCAACCUGGGGCGCUGGGUCUACAUCGGAGCCGCCUACGGGCCCGAGCCGAUCCGCAAGGCCCAUCUCGAGAUCACCAAGCGGGAGAUGACCAAGGUCCCCGGCAGCCGGUGGUUCCUGCUCGAGGAUCGCAAGGAGGAGUUCAGCACCUUGCACUGCCGCGCCGAUACCAUGAGAGGUCUGCCAACAUGGGACGAGUUGCGGUGGUUGAACCACUGGAUCCCCAACUGCACGUUCCUUUCCUUCUCGCCCAUCUCCAAGGUCGACGGAAAGUCGGCCAUGAAGCAGUACACCAUGGCCAAGAAGCGCUUCGCCGAGGCCAGGCUCGACUACUUUGGCAUUCUCAGCAUCGGCAUGCGUGAAAUGCACAACAUCGUGUGCAUCGUGUACAACCGUGAGGACCCCGACAUGCGGCGCCGCGCGCAGUGGCUCGUCCGCACCAUGAUCCAGGACUGCGCCGACAACGGUUGGGGCGAGUUCCGCACGCACGUGGCUCUGAUGGACCAGAUCGCCGACACGUACGACUUCAACGACCACGCGCUCGGCAGGCUGAACCAGACCAUCAAGGACGCCCUGGACCCCAACGGCAUCCUGGCGCCCGGGAAGAGCGGCGUCUGGCCCAAGAGCUACGACAAGUCCAAGUGGGCGCUGAAGAAGGACUACAUCAAAUAG